UGAUUUUUUUUCAUAAUGUGGGCGGGGCUAUUGUUUGUCAGCUUGGUUUCUUAGCAAUAGAGCAGAGUCCAGAUAUCCAGUGGUCCGCUGCAGUGAAACUUGGGAACGAAGAAGUGUGUAAUCGUGUACUGGAACAUCGGGAAACAGCGGAUAGAAGGCAUGGCAGCCAUAAGGAAAAAGCUGGUGAUCGUGGGAGAUGGAGCAUGUGGAAAGACCUGUCUACUAAUAGUGUUCAGUAAAGAUCAGUUCCCAGAAGUCUAUGUGCCCACUGUGUUUGAGAACUACAUUGCUGACAUUGAGGUGGAUGGCAAACAGGUGGAGCUGGCACUGUGGGACACAGCAGGUCAAGAGGACUAUGACCGCCUGAGACCACUUUCAUACCCAGACACAGAUGUCAUCCUUAUGUGCUUCUCCAUCGACAGUCCUGACAGUUUAGAGAAUAUUCCAGAGAAGUGGACACCAGAGGUGAAACACUUCUGCCCCAACGUUCCCAUUAUUUUGGUGGGGAAUAAGAAGGACCUACGGAAUGAUGAGCACACUCGGAGAGAGUUGGCUAAGAUGAAACAGGAGCCCGUUAAACCAGAGGAAGGACGGGACAUGGCCAACCGCAUUAGUGCCUUUGGUUACCUGGAGUGCUCAGCCAAGACCAAGGACGGGGUGAGGGAAGUGUUUGAAAUGGCCACAAGGGCAGCGCUGCAAGUGCGGAAGAGGAAAAAGAGGAGUGGCUGCUUGAUCUUGUGAGGGGAUUUGUGGAGUCCAGCAGAAGCAUCUGCCGAUGUCUAGAAAUAUAUGGAAUUCAACGGCCCAUGAAAGAACAUUUGAUUUGUAACCAAACAGCAUCUGUGUACUGUACUGAAUAUCGCAUAUGCAUCAAAAGGACCAAGACUGACAGUAAUAUAGGCUGGUGCAAGAUGAUAUAUUUAGUUUUAUUUGCCUGUAACACUUGUUACAGAGUGAGAUUUGCACCUGAAUAAGAUCUAACUAUGCUGUAUUAUUUGUUCAUGUUUCAACACUGCCCUGAUCGUAGCUGUUAUUUCUAGAUGUGACAUCUGAACGUUUUAUUUGAACUGCUCACAGACUUGUUAGAAGUGAUUAAUUAACAAAGCAUUGUGUGUUCAUGCAGUGAUUUGAAUGUAAUUUACAUAGUUUAUUUGAGCUUCUCUGAAAUGUUAAUUGACCUUUUUUUCCUGCUAAUGGGUAUGUUGGCCAAACUAUACACCUAAAUAACAUUCAGUGAUUGGUGCUAUUAUAGCAUGUGACAUUGGUAUUCCCCAGUCAGUCAGUCAGACAGGUACAGGAUGCACAAAUUUCCAUCAUGGUGCCACUGAUGUACCUACACUGGAUAUAGACUGACGUAUACCAUAGCUGCUGCUCUGAUCUGCGAAGCAGUAGCCAAGAUUGCAUUCUACUGUACUCAGAUCAGUAUGCAAAGAGGCAGUGUGUAACCAGUCAAACAAACAGGAGAACCCAAAGGCUGCCAUAAAUAUUUAAUCAGAUUAAAACGGUCUCUUUGGGCACACUUUGAAAUUUCAAAGCAUCCAAACAUAUACGCAUAAGAUAAAUGGUUUUUCUGUUUGUUUUGAGUGUGUCUUACACACAUCUACACACUUCCUAUUGACCUCUGUGCCUUCAGUUGCUUUUUGAGUUUUCACCGUGGGUAAAGCACUGAAUGUAUUAUUGGAAUCGGUGUUAUAUUAUUAGAAGUGGUGUUAUUAUAUAGUCUUGCAUGCCGGUCACAUUGGUGUUGGUCUGAAUCCUCUGUACUGUCGUCCAUUUUUGUUUGUUUGUUUUUUCUUGCUUGCACCAAGAUCCCAUAUCAAUAGUUUACACUACUGCCCCCUUCAGGUGAUGAGUUAUUAAAAAUCUGUCAAAUAUCACAGCACUGUCUUAAUGCUAAAGUUUCAACUCACUGCUGUUUGUGUUCCUGCACUCUUACAGUAACAUGUAUGUACUGUAUAGUAGAUAUUCAAAAUAACAACUUUAUUAACUAAAAUAGGAAACUGCUCUUCAUUUGUAGUAUCUAGUUUUAGUUGGCUAAAGAAUAUAAAAAGUACAAACCAAGUAUAUAAUGUGUGGUAAAGUUCUGAAGUAAGAACUUGCCGGAGGUGUAAGAUAGCUCGAUGUCUCGCUCAGUAAUUAAGACAUCAUACAAUUAAUACAGCACAAAAAAAUAAAAGAGCACAAUAUCUACA
Molecule: messenger RNA, 2192 nt
Organism: Hemibagrus wyckioides
Lineage: Eukaryota; Metazoa; Chordata; Actinopteri; Siluriformes; Bagridae
Gene: rhoca
Product: ras homolog family member Ca
Exons: 5
Coding region: 160-741 (193 amino acids)
Biological process (GO): small GTPase-mediated signal transduction
Cellular component (GO): neuron projection
Molecular function (GO): GTPase activity; GTP binding
Source: RefSeq, a predicted model, not a curated record